AAGAAGCCGAGCUCUGUGAGGGCUCAACCUCCAACUUGUUUCAGUUCAUUCAUCCUUCUCUUCUCUCCGCUUCGGGGAAGUGACUGUGGCGCUUGAUCUCUCCAAGUUGGUGCCUAAGAAGAUGAUAAUCACACAAAUGAGUCAGUUCUACAUGGCUGGCCUUGGGCUUCUCUUCCUGAUUAAUAUUCUCCCUGGAACAACUGGCCAAGUGGAAUCAAGGCGACAAGAACCUGGAGACUUUGUGAAGCAGGAUAUUGGCGGACUCUCUCCAAAGCAUGCUCCAGAUAUUCCUGAUGACAGCACCGACAACAUCACUAUCUUCACCAGAAUCUUGGAUCGUCUUCUGGAUGGCUAUGACAACCGGCUGCGACCUGGGCUUGGAGAUGCAGUGACUGAAGUGAAGACUGACAUCUAUGUGACCAGUUUUGGCCCUGUGUCAGACACUGACAUGGAGUACACCAUUGAUGUAUUUUUUCGACAGACAUGGCAUGAUGAAAGACUGAAAUUUGAUGGACCCAUGAAGAUCCUUCCACUGAAUAAUCUCCUGGCUAGUAAGAUCUGGACCCCUGACACCUUCUUCCACAAUGGCAAGAAAUCAGUGGCCCAUAACAUGACCACACCUAACAAGCUGCUCAGACUGGUGGACAAUGGAACCCUCCUCUACACGAUGAGGUUAACAAUUCAUGCCGAGUGCCCCAUGCAUUUGGAAGAUUUUCCUAUGGAUGUGCAUGCCUGCCCACUGAAGUUUGGAAGCUAUGCCUAUACAACAGCUGAAGUCGUUUAUUCUUGGACUCUUGGGAAGAACAAAUCUGUGGAAGUGGCACAAGAUGGCUCUCGACUGAAUCAAUAUGACCUGCUGGGCCAUGUUGUUGGAACAGAAAUAAUCCGGUCUAGUACAGGGGAAUAUGUCGUCAUGACAACCCACUUCCACCUCAAGCGAAAAAUUGGCUACUUUGUGAUCCAGACCUACUUGCCAUGUAUCAUGACUGUCAUCCUGUCACAAGUGUCUUUCUGGCUCAACAGAGAGUCUGUCCCUGCCCGCACGGUCUUUGGUGUCACCACUGUUCUCACCAUGACCACCUUGAGUAUCAGUGCCAGAAACUCCUUACCUAAAGUGGCAUAUGCGACGGCCAUGGAUUGGUUCAUAGCCGUGUGUUAUGCCUUUGUAUUUUCUGCGCUGAUUGAGUUUGCGACCGUGAACUACUUCACAAAGCGGAGUUGGGCUUGGGAAGGCAAGAAGGUACCAGAGGCCCUGGAGAUGAAGAAGAAAACACCAGCAGUCCCGACCAAGAAAACCAGCACCACCUUCAACAUCGUGGGAACCACCUAUCCCAUCAACCUGGCCAAGGACACUGAGUUCUCUGCCAUCUCCAAGGGCGCUGCUCCGAGCACCUCCUCCACCCCGACAAUCAUUGCUUCGCCCAAGACCACCUAUGUGCAGGAUAUCCCGACUGAGACCAAGACCUACAACAGUGUCAGCAAGGUUGACAAGAUUUCCCGCAUCAUCUUCCCUGUGCUCUUUGCCAUUUUCAAUCUGGUCUAUUGGGCUACAUAUGUCAACCGGGAGUCAGCUAUCAAGGGCAUGAUCCGCAAACAGUAG
Dama dama (fallow deer) is the source of this 1600-nucleotide messenger RNA. It is a transcript of the gene GABRA3, whose product is annotated as gamma-aminobutyric acid type A receptor subunit alpha3. Gene Ontology annotation, biological process: chloride transport; monoatomic ion transmembrane transport; gamma-aminobutyric acid signaling pathway. The transcript is spliced from 10 exons. Gene Ontology annotation, molecular function: GABA-A receptor activity; transmitter-gated monoatomic ion channel activity involved in regulation of postsynaptic membrane potential; GABA-gated chloride ion channel activity. NCBI's taxonomy places the organism in Eukaryota, Metazoa, Chordata, Mammalia, Artiodactyla, Cervidae. The record is from RefSeq and is a predicted model, not a curated record. Bases 122 to 1600 code for a protein of 492 amino acids. Gene Ontology annotation, cellular component: synapse; dendrite membrane; postsynapse.